AAAAUUAUAUGGAUGCUACGAAACGUUCGCUACUAAUCUAAACACGAGUUUACCAACCAACCAGAGGUCAAUGAUGUUGCUUGUUUCCUCUCCAGAAUUGUCGGACGAUUUUGAACAGUGAUUAAAAUUAACUGUCUCAGAUGCAGAAGUUUUGCCCGCUGUGCAUGAAGAAUGGUGUGAAAAGUAAAGUGAAAGCAUUUCAAAUCAACCUAGACGAAGCAGUAUGGAGCUGUGAAAGAAUUGAUUGUAUCUGGCCUUUAGGCUAUCAGAAUCUGAAAUACUUUCAAAGAUCAGCAAUGACAUGUAAUUGGGAUGAAUACGUCAAUGAAGAAUCUACACCUACACUAUCAGAACUUUCGCUUUAUACACCACCUAUGACUCCUAGAGAAGAGGCUCUUGAAUACUUGGCAAAUUCUGCAAUGGAAGAUAAAUCUAGUGAAUCUAUUAGUUCAAAGAGAGAAAGUACAGACUGUAAUAAGUCAUCUGAGAUGGCAGAUAAUAAGUUUACAAAGGAAAAGAAUAUAAGUAGGAAUGCUAAUAAGCAAAUGCCUGAAAUUACAAAUAUUGAGAAAGUUCACAUUGAUAUUAAGAAGUUUUUUCAACAUAAGCAUCUUAAUAAUGAAAAAAUGCAAAAGCACUUAUAUGAAACUUCUAUAGUAAAUACUAAAGCAGAUUCUAGUGUUCAGUUUGCUACCACUGAAGGCAGUGAUUUUAAUUUGCAUACACAAUGCAAAACUGAAAAAGAACAGAAUAAAAGUGACAAUGUACAAGCAAAUAAAGCAAUAACUUGUUUAAAUGCAAAUACUAAUAUAAAUAUAUCAUCAACAUCUACAAAUUUGGAAGUCAAUGUGAACAUUUUGAAUAACUCAAAUACAACAAAUAAUCAUACAGCAAAUGAUACACUAGAUACUGUAAAUUCCAAUGACUUAAAUCUAGAUGAAAUGUUGGACAUUAUUUUGAAUGAUAGAAGUAAUAAUAGCCAAGAAAUAGAUCAUGAUUGGCUAGAUUUAAUAAAAAUCUAAUUCAUAGAAUUUUAUUCAAGAUAGUUUAUAUUUUUUGCUAUUUGAUGCCAUUGCAUAUCCGAAGUAUAAAUAUGGCUGCGGAUAACAACCAUGUUCCUUUUGUAUUUUUCUAAUGAAAAAUUUUUUUAAUAAAAUAUAUGAAGUGAUAAUA
This is a messenger RNA of Odontomachus brunneus, 1173 nucleotides long. Its product is annotated as GATA zinc finger domain-containing protein 8-like. The record is from RefSeq and is a predicted model, not a curated record. Lineage: Eukaryota; Metazoa; Arthropoda; Insecta; Hymenoptera; Formicidae. Bases 141 to 1022 code for a protein of 293 amino acids. The transcript is spliced from 3 exons.